AUGGCAGACUCUUCACUACCAACGAAGAUGAAAGCAUGGCAAUACUCAUCGACGAAGGGUGGCCUCGAAAAAAACCUGAAGAUCAACGAAUCUGCGCCACUGCCGAAGCCCAAGGCGGAUCAACAUCUCAUCCAGGUCAUCGCCGCUGCUCUGAACCCAGUUGACUAUAAGCCUCAAGAAAUCCAGCUGGUCAGUCGAUUCUUCCUGCCGAAUCCUGCGACACCGUGCAUCGAUGUUGUGGGCAAGGUUGUCCGACCCGCAGAUGGCAGUGACGUUAGACCCGGACAGAUGGUCUUCGGCGCCUCUGGCACAGGAGUUCUCGCUGGAGGUGCUCUAGCAGGCUACGCUGUGGCGAGGAAAGAUGCCGUGGCCGUUCUACCGGAAGGUCUGGAUCCGGUCUGGGGUGCUACUGUCUGUAUAGCUGGGCUCACAGCAUAUCAGACCAUCGUCCCAUACGUGAAAGAUGGAUCAAGAGUCUUCAUCAAUGGGGGGAGUGGAGGCACAGGUAUCUUCGGCAUUCAAGUAGCCAAAGCUAAAGGCUGUCAUGUCACGACGACUUGCUCAACACCAAACGUGGAUCUGUGUAAGAGUCUCGGUGCGGACGAAGUCAUCGACUACAAGAAGCAGGGCGUGCUUGACGCGCUGAAGGCUAGUGGCAGGAAAUUCGAUCACGUUGUGGACAAUGUUGGUCACAACCCAGAGCUAUAUUGGCACUGCCACGACUAUUCGAACCCCAAAGCAGUCUUCGUGCAGGUGGGUGCUCCGGCCUCAGUUCGUGCCGCUCUCGAGAGUGCAGCAAUGAGGCUCUUGCCUGGGUUUCUGGGUGGAGGCAAGCGGAAGCUUCAGGGCUUCUUCGCUGUGGCCAAGGCUGAGGACUUGGCUGAGAUUGGCGGGAUGAUGGCGAGCGGUCAAGUGAAGCCGGUAGUCGAUACUCAGUUCAGGUUCGAGGAUGCCCCCAAAGCUUUCGAAAGACUAAAGACCGGAAGAGCGAAGGGCAAGAUCGUGGUGGAGGUUGAUACGAGCGCUGCGUAG
Molecule: messenger RNA, 1032 nt
Organism: Fulvia fulva
Lineage: Eukaryota; Fungi; Ascomycota; Dothideomycetes; Mycosphaerellales; Mycosphaerellaceae
Product: Zinc-type alcohol dehydrogenase-like protein
Exons: 3
Coding region: 1-1032 (343 amino acids)
Molecular function (GO): oxidoreductase activity
Source: RefSeq, a predicted model, not a curated record